UGGAUGCAGAGAGCCAUGAAGAAUUUAUUAUUGAUACCAGAAGUAGUUCUCAUUGCUUUUCUUUCUCUUACAGAAGGGAGCUGUAAUUUUGAAGAUAUACGUCUGUAUGACAAUGGAGAGGCUAAUGAAACUAAAGGGAUGCUUCAAAUUUGUGAUGGUGUGAAAUGGACUGCUGUCUGUGACUAUCAAUGGAGGCAAGAAUAUUCGGUUGCUCUCUGUAAUGAUUUGGGUCACACUAAUCCAACACCACUGACAGUAUCAAACAAUGGCUCGUGGUCUACAAUAAGUUAUGUUGCAAAAUAUACCUUAUCAUCCUCUACUCCUACAUGCUACAAUAACAACAAUACAAUAGUCAAUUGCUUGACAAAUUCAUCCAGUUAUGUUACAAGCUAUUAUGCACAUUACUACUGUAAUACUGCAAGAGACACACUUUAUAUCCAAUGUGACUUUGAUAUGGGUACAUGUACAAGUGGAUCCAUUCGUCUGUACAAUAACAGGACAUCCAGCUCUAACAGUUUAAGUGGAAUGCUCCAAAUCUGUGAUAAUAAUGGGCGCUGGACAGCUGUUUGUGGUUAUAGAUGGAGGUGUAGUACAUCAAAAGUAGCUUGCAAGCAGUUAGGCUACACAGGAAACAAUGUUCAAUAUAAAAUUGGUUCUGGGCCAUGGCCUAUUUUUGGAUUUGGACCAUAUUCUUCUUGUAGUAGUAGCUAUAGUAAUUUGAAUUUUUGUAACAGGUAUUCAAGUUUCUACAGACAAACUGCACGUUACUGUAAUCCACUGUCAACCACUGUUUAUCUUACAUGUGACACAACAGCUCCAAAAAAUGAAAGCUGUGCUGAAAAUUACAAGACCAGAUUAGUCAACGGGAAAGACACUGAAACCAGUAUAGAGGGAAGAGUUGAAAUCUGCUAUAGAAAUGCAUGGACUCCAUUCUGUAAAUAUGUCUAUGGUUAUUACAGUGGAUACUAUUAUUAUUACUACAACUCAGCACAAAUUGGUGCACUUUUGUGUAACAGCCUUGAUGACUCUCGAGUUGCAACAAACUUAUCAGUAUUAUAUAGAGACAGUCGGUUUGGUGUGUCAACUGGGAUAGAAUCAAUAGCAUAUAUGAGAUGCCCUGGCAAUGGUCUCAGAUACUGUAGCUUCACUCAAAAUUUUUAUAGUUGUACAUGCCCUGCCUCACUUGGUCUUAAAUGCUACUACAGGACAGAUUGCAAUGAAGGAGAGAUACGACUAGUCAAUGGUACAAUAGACAGGGAAGGUCGAUUGGAAAUAUGCACUAAUGGAGUAUGGGGUGGUUUCUGUUCCAGCAACUUUAGGAAAUCUGCCGCUCAUGUAGCCUGUAAACAAGCUGGAUAUGGAGAUGUUAAGGGAGCUAUUAUUUACACCAAUGGUGAGUUUGGAGUUGGGGAUGGUCCAGUAAUCUAUGGGAAUGUUGAGUGCUUUGGUCAUGAGAACUACAUUGCUGACUGCUCAAAGGUUGUGGCACCAAAUUUUAAUUGCUACUCUUAUGCUGGAGUUGGUCUCCUCUGUCGUGACAAUUGCAGUGAAGGGUCUAUACGACUUACAGGUGGAAAGCAUUCCUAUGAAGGAUAUGUAGAGGCUUGCAUUGAUGGAGUGUGGACUCUUGUUUCUGCUAAUGGUUGGGAUGAUGCUGAUGCUAGAGUAGUAUGCAAGCAACUCAAAGCCUAUGGCACAUCUGCUGGGGAAGCAGUUGAUAAUUCGCCUUAUACAAGGUCCAACAAAGCCAUAAGGUUCUCUAACGUUUAUUGUAUUGGAAAUGAAGACAUGUUGGAGGACUGUAGGCAUCACACAAUUGAGCUGGAUGAUGGAAAAAGUUAUAAUGGACCAGUAGCUGCUGUUGACUGCAAAGUGACUAUCUCAAUUACAAACACUGCAACAUUACCAACACAAACAUCAACACCACAAACAAGUAAAGCUCGAUCUCUGAAAACGGAGGAUGCAAUUUUAGGAAGUGGAGUAGGAUUGCUUAUAUUGGCUAUAUUCAUCCUUGUUAUUGGUAUAAGUAUUAUGGGAUGCAUCAUGAAGAGAAUGAGGAAGCUCUCUAUUGCUAGAGGAGGUCGCAACAAGGAACAAACAAUUAGAGUGCAAAAAUCUCUAGAGGAAGAGGUUGGAUAUGAUGUAGUAGGCUUCUAAUGAUUAUGUGAUAAUAAUUAUAACUCAUGAACAUAGACUAGUAGUAGGUUGUAUCUUUUGUGUUAAUUUAUCAUUAUAUAAACAUGUACUUUUAAUCAAUUGUACUCCUAUGGCCUUUUGCCAUCUUUUGUGUUACAUACAAUGAGCUAACGCUCUGUCCAGUUUAUAAGGACUCACUCAAUAGUCUAUUUCAUAUGUACUUAUGUACAAUAGUUUCCUUAUUUUUAUUAUGUUUUUAAAAUAAGUUGUGUAAUUUUACAGCACUUGUAUUCCUUUUUCUAGUAAAAGUAUUUUAAAUUAA
Messenger RNA from Amphimedon queenslandica, 2458 nucleotides. Its product is annotated as scavenger receptor cysteine-rich domain superfamily protein. The coding region runs from base 4 to 2157 and encodes 717 amino acids. The record is from RefSeq and is a predicted model, not a curated record. NCBI's taxonomy places the organism in Eukaryota, Metazoa, Porifera, Demospongiae, Haplosclerida, Niphatidae. The transcript is spliced from 13 exons. Gene Ontology annotation, cellular component: membrane.